GUUAUAACCUCAAUUAUUACAAUUAAAUAUAUUUCCGAAUAUUUGUUUUAAUUAUUUCCUUUAGCCUUUUGUUAAAAGAGAAUACAGUCAGGAAACGUAAAACACACACUCAGCAAAUUCAACUCAUUUAAUGUGCAAGCAAGAUGUAUACAGUUGUGUUGAAUUGGCUAACUGUGAUGUUUUUUUUAUUGAAAGCUGUAAUACCAACUACUACACUUCAAGUCAAAACUUUUUACGUCGGAGAAAAUGGAACAUUGAGCUGCAAUUUUGUGAACAGUACAAAAUCAGUCGUUUGGCUGAAAAAUAACAGGACUCUUUCCAACAACUACAGUCAAACCCACGAUGGAAGAUUGAUAAAGUUUUGGAGAUUUGAGAAGUCUUUUAUCGGAAUAUACUCGUGCCAUGACAUCAUUAAAGGUUUUCCAGGAAAAAUAUUAGUGGCUUAUAAUGUUUCGUUAGCUACUAAAGUCAAGUUACAUUUUACUAACAAGAAGAAGAUGGAACUAAAUAAAAACAGGCUGUCACCAUUGGGAAAUGAAAUAACGUUCCGUUGUACUGCUGCUGGCGAAGGACUUAUUAAAUAUAAAUGGUUUAAAAACAAUAAGUUACUACCCACCAGAAGAGUGGGCUCGACGUUAGUCGUGGAUCAACCUACGUUGAAAUUGAAAACACUUGUUUUAUCCGAUUCUGCAGUUUACACUUGUCGUGCGGAAAAUAAAGAUGGUUCUAUAGAAUUUAACUAUACACUAACUGUUAAAGAACAAAUCAGGACAACACCGUACCUUGAAAAAGGUUCUGUUAAAAACCAAACAAGAUAUGUUGGCGAUAAUACAACUAUAGAAUGUUACGAACUUAUUAGUGGUACGAUUCCUGACUUUUGUUGGUUGAAAUGGAAAGGUGCUUUCAAUCAAACUGUGUUAAAGAAAGCUGCGGAUUCAGAUUUGCAUGAUGUCGAUCAAAAUGUUUUACAAGUGCUCAACGUGGAUUUAUUUAAGGAAAUAUCCAGAUCUUCAAGUGGUAUGAACCCAAACAAAAAGAAUAUUUUUGGCGUUGAGCUAGUCUUAGUAAACUUAACAGUAAAUGAUUCUGGUUAUUACACAUGCUUAGCCAGCAACCACAUUGGAAGUGACAGUGCUAACAUGUAUCUAAAUAUAUUACCAAGAGAAGUCAAGUUACAUUUUACUAACAAGGAGAAGAUGGAACUGAAUAGAAACAGGCUCUCACCAUCGGGAAUAGAAAUAACGUUCCAUUGUCAUGCUGAUGGUGAAGGACUUAUCAAAUAUAAAUGGUUUAAAAACAAUAAAUUACUAUUAACCAGAAGAGUAAACUCGACGUUAGUCGUGGAUGAACCUACAUUGAAAUUAAAAACACUUGUUUUAUCUGAUUCUGCAGUUUACGCUUGUCGUGCGGAAAAUAAAGAUGGUUUUAUAGAAUUUAACUAUACACUGACUGUUAAAGAACAAGUCAGGACAGCACCAUACCUUGAAAAAGGAUCUGUUAAAAACCAAACAAGAUAUGUUGGCGAUAAUACAACUAUAGAAUGUUACGAACUUAUUAGUGGUACGAUUCCUGACUUUCGUUGGUUGAAAUGGAAAGGUGCUUUCAAUCAAACUGUGUUAAAGAAAGCUGCGGAUUCAGAUCUGCAUGAUGUCGAUCGAAAUUUUUUACAAGUGCUCAACGUGGAUUUAUUUAUGGAAAUAUCCAGAUCUACAGGUGGAAUAAACCGAAAGAAAAAGGCGAUUCAUGGCGUUGAGCUAGUAUUAGUAAACUUGAAAUUAAAUGAUUCUGGCUAUUACACAUGCUUAGCAAGCAACCACAUUGGCAGUGACAGUGCUAACAUGUAUCUAAAUGUAUUACCAAGAAUAGUUUAUAAAAAUCCACCUCAGCCAACAAAAAAAUCAUUUUUUCUGAAACCUAUUGUAACAAGUUUGGGCGUUUUGACGACAAUUGCUCUAAUUAUCGUGGCUACUGUGUUUUACAAAAUUUUGAAGUUGAAAAAAAAGACUGACAGAGAUGUAGUAGCAAUGAAGAUGCUUAAUGACACAGAAGAAGAUUGACGUUUCCUCAUUGGGCCAGUGAUUGUACUAUGUGCAGAUAGCUUUAAAACUUUGUACACUUUUUUUAAGUAAGAAAAAAACAUGAUAAA
Molecule: messenger RNA, 2146 nt
Organism: Hydractinia symbiolongicarpus
Lineage: Eukaryota; Metazoa; Cnidaria; Hydrozoa; Anthoathecata; Hydractiniidae
Product: titin-like
Exons: 7
Coding region: 144-2057 (637 amino acids)
Source: RefSeq, a predicted model, not a curated record